Messenger RNA from Aegilops tauschii subsp. strangulata, 474 nucleotides. RefSeq lists its product as uncharacterized. NCBI's taxonomy places the organism in Eukaryota, Viridiplantae, Streptophyta, Magnoliopsida, Poales, Poaceae. The record is from RefSeq and is a predicted model, not a curated record.
AUGACCAAGCUCGGCCUCGAGGCCAAAGACCUGGAGCCAACCCGGACGACCUUCCACGGCAUCGUUCCCGGCCUCUCCUGCUCCCCGAUCGGCCGGAUCCGGCUCGACGUCCUGUUCGGCGACAGCAGCCACUUCCGACGCGAGCCGAUCUGGUUCGAGGUGGUUGACCUGUCCAGCGCGUACCAUGCGCUGCUGGGUCGGCCCGCGCUCGCCAGAUUCAUGGCGGUUCCCCACUACGCCUACCUGAAGAUAAAGCUGUCGGGUCUGAAGGGCCUCAUCACCAUCACCGGCGACUACCGCAAGUCCAUAGAGCGUGCCCGAGACGGCACCAAGCUGGCCGAGUCGCUGGUCGUAGCCGAGGAGCGGCGCCAGCUCGACCGGAUCGUCGCCUUGGCCCAAGAAGCAUCGGCCGUGCUCGUCCCGGCCGACGAGACCUCGUUGAAGCCCUCCAAGGAGACCAAGAAACGACGAUAA